UUAAACAGAGCCUGCGCCAUCCCUACUCUGUAUUUUUCGACAGUAUAAUGUUUAUUUGGUCAUUGCAUUGGAUUGAGAGCCUUAUUGAUCUUCUGUGAGAAAGAAAGAUACUGUUUUGCUCAGAUCUGCUACCCAUUUUGUUUUGUCUGCAGUCACCAUGGCACGUGGAACGCUUUUUUUCUGCCCUGCAUUGAUUAUCUUCUGGGCUGCUUCUGCUGUCUGUUCACCAGUUUUUUACAGCAGUCCGAAGGCACACAUGCUCCUGCGUAGCCGAAGGGCCAAUUCCAUUCUGGAGGAACUCAAGUCUCCAUCACUGGAGCGAGAAUGUAUGGAAGAGCGGUGUGACUUCGAGGAGGCCAAAGAGAUCUAUCGGACCAGAGAGGCAACGUUAAGGUUCUGGAGCGUUUAUGCAGAUAGCACACACACGAACUGCUCACUGGACAACGGAGACUGCGAUCACAACUGCCACGAGAGGAAAGACAACACAGGACGCUACUGCAGCUGUAUUAAUGGAUACACGCUCAAUGAGGACUUCAAAAAGUGUGAUCCGAAAAAUCAGCAAUCUUGCGGACAGAUUUUGAUCGCUAAGUCGUCCUACAGAACGAAGCCCAUUGAAGGUCUUCAGCCUUGGCUUGUUGGCGGUGAAGUUGGCAAAAGAGGAGAAAGUCCUUGGCAGGCUCUAAUCUUGAAUGCCAAAGGAAAAUUUCACUGCGGAGGCGUCUUGAUUGAUGAUCUCUGGGUUCUUACUGCUGCUCAUUGUCUGGAAGGAUUCAGCCGCUUCGGUGUCAGACUCGGUGACUACAAACGUUUUGAGUUUGAAGGAUCUGAGGUCACCCUUGCUGUGGUUCAAAGCGUCGCCCACCCAAAUUACAACAGCCAGAAGGCAGACAACGAUAUAGCCAUGCUGCGUUUGGCGUCGCCCGUAACGUUCAGCAAGUACAUCGUCCCUGCAUGUCUGCCGAGCAAAGACCUGGCGGACCGUGUGCUUCACCUCAACGGCACCAUGACGGUGGUGACAGGCUGGGGCACGGAUAAACAAGGGACAAAUCCGCACAGCUCUGAUCUCAAACACAUCAACGUACCACUGGUGGAGCACUCAGAGUGUAGACGGCACAUGAGCAACAACCUGACGGAGAACGUGCUGUGCGCCGGCAGCAUCGGAAGCAUCAAGGAUGCGUGCAGUGGCGACAGCGGCGGCCCCAUGAUGACGCUCUACCGAAACACGUGGUUCCUCAUUGGCCUCGUAUCCUGGGGCGAGGGCUGUGGCCACACAGACAAACUGGGCAUCUACACCAAAGUCUCCAAUUAUUUUGAUUGGAUUGAUAGCGUGAAAAAGCAGCCUUGAUCGAAUCCUGUUUUGUCGAUCAUUCAAGAAUUAUUUUGGCUAAUUAUUUUUUGAAGAGAUACUCUAAAAGCUAAUUACUUAUUAUGCUAAUUACUGACUGUACCCAGUCAUGCAGUGCCUCAUUGCAUGCAUUAAUAAAGACCUAAUUAUUAAUCAA
Silurus meridionalis is the source of this 1502-nucleotide messenger RNA. Its product is annotated as vitamin K-dependent protein C-like. The transcript is spliced from 9 exons. Gene Ontology annotation, cellular component: extracellular region. Lineage: Eukaryota; Metazoa; Chordata; Actinopteri; Siluriformes; Siluridae. The coding region runs from base 158 to 1345 and encodes 395 amino acids. The record is from RefSeq and is a predicted model, not a curated record. Gene Ontology annotation, biological process: proteolysis; blood coagulation. Gene Ontology annotation, molecular function: calcium ion binding; serine-type endopeptidase activity.